Lodderomyces oxycetoniae is the source of this 942-nucleotide messenger RNA. RefSeq lists its product as uncharacterized. Gene Ontology annotation, molecular function: transmembrane protein transporter activity. Lineage: Eukaryota; Fungi; Ascomycota; Pichiomycetes; Serinales; Debaryomycetaceae. Gene Ontology annotation, biological process: intracellular protein transport; protein targeting; rRNA processing. The coding region runs from base 1 to 942 and encodes 313 amino acids. The record is from RefSeq and is a predicted model, not a curated record. Gene Ontology annotation, cellular component: membrane; nucleus; preribosome, small subunit precursor. The transcript is spliced from 2 exons.
AUGGCUGCUGAGGGUAUAGAAAAAUUGACGGAAGUGCCAUUGGAAUUUUUCAAGGAUGGUAAUGCGUUUAUCAGGAAAUGUCAGAAACCAGACCAAAGGGAAUACCUCAAAAUAAUCAGAGCCGUGGGGAUUGGUUUUCUUAUGAUGGGAGUUCUUCAAGAAGAGUUUUGUUCCAAGCUUGAGGAAAAGUUUUAUUCCAAGCUUCACGAUAUGUCACAGACAUCGGCAUUUGUCAAGAAAUUGGCCUCGAACAACAAAACGACCAGAGAUGCUGCUCUUGAAAGCUUGCGGAAAUAUCUAGCGUCUAAAACGACAUUAACAUUACUAGAUAUGGAAAAAAUAUGGCGAGGUUUAUACUUUUCAAUGUGGUUCUGUGAUAGACCCAAGGCUCAAGAACGCUUAGCAGAGAGUUUAGGCCAAUUGUACUCGGAAUCGAUCAAGUCUAAGAAAGCCUUUUUGUUAUUUGUAAAAGCUUUCAAUUUGAUAAUGAUUAAAGAGUGGACCGAUAUAGAUCAGUGGAGAAUAGACAAGUUUUAUUUACUAAUCAGGCGUGUGUUGAGGCAUAACUUCAUAUACAUGAAAAAAAACGAUUGGAAUGAGAAGUUGGUUGAUAGCUGGAUUGAAGUGAUGGAAGAGACUAUACUAAGCGGUGAUAGUAAAGUCCCGGUCGCGUUGCCUUACCAUUUGUGUGACAUUUAUCUAGACGAACUUGAAUUAGUUGUGUUUGGAGAGGAGAAUAUACAAGUGUCUGCUGAUGAUAUUCCUAUACAGAAACUAAUAGAACCAUUUACAAUUUUAAACAAGAGUGCCAAACUCAAGACAUUGAGGGAGAAAACGAAAGAAGACGUGUUGGAUGAUAAGAGGUUGGUGGAAUGGAAAGUUGUAGAAAACAAAAUCCUGGACACCGAAGAUGGUGAAGAGGAGGAAUGGAAUGGAUUUUAA